Molecule: messenger RNA, 3193 nt
Organism: Boleophthalmus pectinirostris (great blue-spotted mudskipper)
Lineage: Eukaryota; Metazoa; Chordata; Actinopteri; Gobiiformes; Gobiidae
Gene: ppp2r1bb
Product: protein phosphatase 2, regulatory subunit A, beta b
Exons: 15
Coding region: 64-1851 (595 amino acids)
Biological process (GO): protein dephosphorylation
Cellular component (GO): cytoplasm; protein phosphatase type 2A complex
Molecular function (GO): protein phosphatase regulator activity; protein binding
Source: RefSeq, a predicted model, not a curated record
CUCUGCGCAGAAACCCCGUAGCACUAGCGCCGCACACAGCGCCAUUCUGCAACACUGACCAAAAUGGCAGGAGCCGAUGGAGAUGACUCUCUUUAUCCUAUCGCUGUUCUCAUUGAUGAACUGCGAAACGAAGAUGUACAGCUCCGACUGAAUAGUAUCAAGAAACUGUCCACUAUUGCUCUUGCCCUUGGUGUAGAGAGGACUCGUACGGAACUCCUUCCCUUCCUCACAGACACAAUCUAUGAUGAAGAUGAGGUGCUUUUGGCAUUGGCAGAGCAGCUUGGUAACUUCACCAUGCUGGUGGGGGGUCCAGAGUAUGUCCACUGUCUAUUGCCUCCUUUGGAAAGCCUAGCAACAGUAGAAGAGACUGUAGUGAGAGACAAAGCAGUGGAUUCCCUGCGGAAGAUCUCCGAGGAACACUCUUCAGUUGAUCUGGAGGUUCACUUUGAGCCUCUGGUCAAGCGCCUGGCCAGUGGGGACUGGUUCACUUCUCGCACAUCUGCCUGUGGCCUAUUUAGUGUUUGUUAUCCCCGCGUCUCCAGCACUGUAAAAGCUGAGAUUCGUCAGCAUUUUCGAACCCUAUGUUCAGAUGAUACACCAAUGGUGCGUCGUGCUGCAGCAUCUAAACUAGGUGAAUUCGCUAAAGUUCUGGAGUUGGAUUAUGUAAAAAGUGACAUAAUUUCACUCUUCACUGCUCUGGCAUCUGAUGAGCAGGACUCUGUUCGGUUGCUUGCAGUGGAGGCUUGUGUCAGCAUUGCCACUCUGCUGCCUCAGGAGGACCUGGAGACUCUGGUAAUGCCAACACUUCGUCAGGCUGCUGAAGACAAGUCCUGGAGGGUUCGUUACAUGGUGGCUGACAAGUUCUCCGAGCUCCAGAAAGCAGUUGGCCCAGAGAUCACAAAGAAUGACCUGGUUCCUGCGUUCCAAAACCUGCUGAAGGAUUGUGAGGCAGAGGUCCGAGCCGCUGCUGCCAACAAAGUCAAAGAAUUCUGUGAGAAUCUUCCAGAAGAUAACAGAGAACAGAUCAUCAUGACUCACAUCUUGCCCUGUGUUAAGGAGCUUGUUUCAGACACAAACCAACAUGUGAAGUCUGCCCUGGCCUCGGUCAUAAUGGGCCUGUCGACCAUACUGGGCAAAGACAACACAAUAGAGCACUUACUGCCACUGUUCCUGGCCCAGCUCAAGGACGAGUGUCCCGAGGUGCGUCUCAACAUCAUUUCUAACCUGGACUGUGUGAAUGAGGUCAUUGGCAUCCGCCAACUCUCCCAGUCUCUGCUGCCCGCCAUUGUGGAGCUGGCAGAAGAUGCCAAGUGGAGGGUUCGCCUUGCUAUCAUAGAGUACAUGCCCUUGUUGGCUGGACAACUGGGAGUAGAAUUCUUUGAUGAAAAACUCAACACUCUUUGCAUGGCCUGGCUCAUUGACCAUGUGUAUGCCAUCCGUGAGGCGGCCACCUGCAACCUCAUGAAACUGGUGGAGAAAUUUGGAGCGGAGUGGGCCCAGAACACCAUCGUCCCCAAAGUCUUAGGAAUGGCCAAUGACCCCAACUACCUGCACAGGAUGACCACUCUGUUCUGCAUCAACGCUCUGUCCGAGGUGUGUGGACAGGAUAUCACCACUAAACACAUGCUGCCCGUGGUGAUGAAGAUGUCUGAUGACCAAGUGGCCAAUGUGCGCUUCAAUGUGGCCAAGUCUCUCCAGAAGAUCGGCCCUGUUCUUGACAGCCAUACGCUUCAGACCCAAGUGAAGCCAGUGCUGGAUAAGCUGUCCACAGACAAAGAUAUGGACGUCAAAUACUUUGCCCAAGAGGCCCUCAGUGUUCUGGCCCUAUCAUAUCCACCUCACCACGAAUAAACCAGACGCCCCCCCCCAUCAACAAACAACGUAAACACUUUUACAAGAUAUUUAUUGAUGUUCAGGAACAACUGGUUAUGUAUAGAGAAAGCUGUUAACAAUUGUUUUAUUCUUUUCUCUUUUUUUUUUUACUGUCCAUGCUAGUCCAUGUUCAGGCCUCUUUGUAAAUCUUCCUUUUCGCUGUAAAUGGCCGCUUUUUCAACUGGCAAAGUGUGAUGAAACUGCAUUAAGUGGUGCAUGCUGACUAAUGUGCUGCUGCUCUGCUAGCUAGGCAUCGCUAAUCGGACCCCUCUCACAUUCCUCCCUUUGACACCCUUGCCACUGUUGUACUUUAGCUGCGGUCUUUGCAGCGUACCGCGUCCAUGUUUGCUAGCUUCUCCCAGCGCUAGACACCAGCUCUGAGCAGCAGAUGGUGCAACAAGCUGUUUUUUGUCAAGCCUUUGAAAUCCUCCUCGAUGCUCUCUUUGGCCAGAAACGCUGCAGUGAAGUUGUCUAGUCUUGGUGAUUGGCCUCUGCCAGACCAAAUUCAUAGUAGUUUAGUUACGUACUCAAAAAGGUUUAUUAUGACUGCAUGCAAUCAGAUCAGCUUUAAUUUGCAUGUUACAAAUUAUAACGGUGUUGGCAUUGUUUUAUGUAUAGAACCCCUUUGGAAUAUUCCUGUAAAGAAACAAAUUCAUUUAUUUAGGCUUUUGUAAUAAAUUGGCCAUUCAAAACAAAAGGCUAGACUAGGCUUUUUUGCGUUUUUUGCCAUUUCUGCUAACUCCUGUGCCAAUGAGUUUGAUAACCUUGCAUUUUCUCUAAAUAUACACCUACCCGUUUCCUGUCCUGUUCAGUAAAUAACCAGACUGUGCCCAUACAAGGGCCACAAGACCUUUGGCAGGCUAUAGUAAACAAUGAUAACAGCUUUAGGGCCCAAAGGCACAACAAAACCUUGCCACUGCUCUAGUCCUUCGCUUACAACCUCACAUUAUUGCCACAUUCUUCUCUGUACGUCGGUGACUGGCCCUUUACAAUGGAGAAUAGUGCAUGACUGUGGGAUGGGCGUGGGCUUGUGUAUGUAAGGAUGCAUAAUAUUUUAUUGUGGGGGUCAGAGUUGAGGCGGUCAGAAGUGGGCUGAGUAAAUGUAUGAUCUGUGUUGAAAAAUGGACUCCUUGUUUCCGUCUGGUCUAAUCGGACUGUUGAUUUUUCUGCACCCUCCCUCAUUUGUAGAGUAAACCUUGAUCGUUGAUUGUCCUCCUGUAUCACAAACUGUGCUUUCAUUUUUAUUUUGAAUUCUCUCCACAGUUGGGAUGCUGUACUACUGUAUCUUGAUCUGAAUAAAGUAACAUAACGGAAAAGACAA